UCGCGUUCGCCUCGCUCCAUCCGUUAGCAAACAAUCAUGGCGGACUACAAAGAGGCGCCCUUGGCUUCUCGGCCAAAAACACUGGACCCAAAUGAGUAUUUCAGCAUCUCGCCGGAGCACCGUCGCGCCGAAGAAGACAGGGCAGCACUACGAGCCAACCUGAAGAGGCAGUACCAGACGCAACUCAACAACCCGCACAGACAAGAGCUCAUUGAAGACCCUGCCUUGACACGCUGGGUGUAUGCUCGCGCCAACCCCUACGCAACCUUCAGGCCCACAUUCAAGACAUCUCUGCUGGGUGUCAUGUUUGGAGUUUUCCCUCUCUUCGCCCUUUAUUACAUCUUCAAGACAGACAGGGACAAGAGGGAGGAGCAGAUUAAGGCCGGAACCCUCGAGCGCAAGUACGCUUUGUCAUCAUGAGCUCUGAUGUAUAAAGACCUCCUGUAUGUUCUGGUGAUGCCAGUGUGUGUAAUUAUUAAAAACCGAAUAAAAUUAUAUUGUCAAAAACA
This is a messenger RNA of Epinephelus lanceolatus (giant grouper), 509 nucleotides long. RefSeq names its product NADH:ubiquinone oxidoreductase subunit B4 (gene ndufb4). Lineage: Eukaryota; Metazoa; Chordata; Actinopteri; Perciformes; Serranidae. Gene Ontology annotation, cellular component: mitochondrion; respiratory chain complex I. The record is from RefSeq and is a predicted model, not a curated record.